AUGGAGGUGCCCUUCUUCCCAUCUUUGUACAAAUCAGAUGUGCGAAGACAACAGCUUGUUGGGCUAGCAAUCAAGGUUUCGGAUGCCUUGGCAGAGAUAUGCAUAUCUCUAGACUGCCUGAAUGACCUCCAGCUCAUUGCACAGUAUGAAAACUUCAUCGCUCAUUCAUACGUUCUUGGGAUUCAGUCUUACUCGGCGUGGAGAAGGCUUGGGGAUGUCAUUGCAUCAAUUACUGCGCUUGGUUAUCACCAAAAGCCGCCAGGACCGGCUUCAGCACCCUUGUUUCUCGUCGAGCUCCGGAAAACCGCCUUCGCCCGCAUUUACUCGGCCGAUAAGAACUUUUCAAUCUUCCUUGGUCGCUCUCCAAGGCUGAGCAAAAGAUUUUGUCAUCUCCAAGUUCCUCAAGGGCGACUGAUUCUUGACUCGGAGGAGUCAGAUCAACCAGCGUCUGACAAGACGGAAGAUUGGACACAAGAUGCACAAGCUUGCUACAGAGCAGACACCCGUUGGUCCGCACAAUGCGCCUCCCUCAAAGAGGAUAUUCUAGCUAUGUUGUUUGGCGAUUGUCGAGAAAUAUGCAUGGAAAAAAUAAAGUUGAUACGAGAGCGUGCUCAACGUCAAUGGAUGCUGUUACCCCCCUCCCUUCGGCUGGAAGGGAGCAUGAAACGAUCAGACAGAACUCCAUUUGAACGCGAUUUUCUCAUAAGCGCGCGUCUCAAUUACCUUCAUAUCCUGUUUCUUACGCAACUUGUCUGUCUCAAGUCCCCGCCAGAACCGGACAAGACCAUUGUUGAACUCGCUCAAGAGAUUCUGUCUUUAGUCGUAGAAGCGGUCGUGCUAAGGGAUCAGGCCGUCUCUUCUGGGACAAGUACAGUAUGGAAGGUUGCGCACUAUGGACUUCCCGCUGUCGGUAUAGCGUUACUAGCCAUGCUGAAACAGCCAAGUCUCGUGACACUAUUCAAGAUCCCAAAGAACAGAACUUUACAAGAUCUAGGGGUACUCGUUGCGGAGAUUGAGAUGGGAACUAUCAUUCGGCCUGGAGAGCCGAAUUUUACGGUGCUCUCGGCAGCUGCGGAUACCAUUCAACGAUUUCUCGACCGCAUACAAAUGGAGGACUCGCAAAGUAUAUACAUCAGUUCGCGGAAGGAAACUAAUCCUUCCAAUGAUUCUGAGCCAUGGGACUUCGGAUUGAGCCUGGAUCCUUGGAAUUUUGAACUUGGAUUUUGGGAAAGUCUCGCAGAGCAUCCUUCUUUGUACAACAGCGGGGAUCAGACUUGA
Colletotrichum siamense is the source of this 1278-nucleotide messenger RNA. RefSeq lists its product as uncharacterized. Gene Ontology annotation, cellular component: nucleus. The coding region runs from base 1 to 1278 and encodes 425 amino acids. The transcript has 4 exons. NCBI's taxonomy places the organism in Eukaryota, Fungi, Ascomycota, Sordariomycetes, Glomerellales, Glomerellaceae. The record is from RefSeq and is a predicted model, not a curated record.